Molecule: messenger RNA, 231 nt
Organism: Trichoderma harzianum CBS 226.95
Lineage: Eukaryota; Fungi; Ascomycota; Sordariomycetes; Hypocreales; Hypocreaceae
Exons: 4
Coding region: 1-231 (76 amino acids)
Source: RefSeq, a predicted model, not a curated record
AUGAAGUUUGCCAUCAGCGCGACCAUCCUGGCUCUUGCCAGUAUCGUCUCAGCCCAAUGGGCCUGUGAUGCUGGCUUUCAAUGCGGCGCAACCAUUAUCCAUCGUGAUGACAGUGCUUUUUGGGUUCAGAAUCUCAAGAACGCAGAAGCCGCCGUCGGGAGAGCUGGUCAGGAUCCCUUGUGGGACCUCUUCCGUUCCCUGGAAGGGAUAGAUGUGAAGGGUAGGCUUUAA